Nerophis lumbriciformis (worm pipefish) is the source of this 817-nucleotide messenger RNA. Lineage: Eukaryota; Metazoa; Chordata; Actinopteri; Syngnathiformes; Syngnathidae. The record is from RefSeq and is a predicted model, not a curated record.
AAGAGGUGAGCAGGUGUUAGGGCAUUACAUUUGUCUUCAGUCAUGUCAUGUUAUCAUCAAAUAGUGUAUUAAUAUUGCUGAAAGUGAAUAUUUAAGGACUAUAAUGGACUACCAACACAUCUUUUUCAUUUUUACUUGCAGUUUAGUUUCUGCACGGGAUGUGAAAUAUGUACUGAAGGGUCAGGAGAUAACCUUGGGACCUUCAAGUUAUCGACAGCCAACUGAAAUAUACUGGACACAUCAUGUCUACGACAUUGUAUCUUUUGAUGGCACCAUGGAGACUGUGGCCCCUGCAUAUGAGAACAAAAUCCUUCUGGACAGGAACUCUGCAGUACUCACCAUCAAACAGGCCACUUAUGAAGACAGUGGAAACUAUGACCAGGAAGUCACAGUCAACAAGAAGGUCUAUCACAAUGCGUAUAAAAUUGAGGUUAUAGACAAAGUAUCCAAACCGAACAUAAGUUGUGUGAUGAUUGACACAUACCAGGCGACGCUCAUGUGCUCAACAGAGUCCAAACUUUCUCCUUUAUUAAAGUUUAAGUGGAGAUCAGGUGGAAAUGAGCAAACUGGACCAAUUUUAACAAUAACUCUCAGGAAGUUUCUUAAUCAUCAAGUUUAUAUUUGUGAGGUCAGCAACCCUCUGACCGUUGAAAUGGCUACAUUCACUGCUAAGGACUGCUUAUCUGGCAAAUUAACUGUUGCUGAAAUUGUUGUCAUCAUGACUUCCAUAGUUGUGUUUAUUGGGCUCUGCAUCUUUUUGGGAUUCUACAUAAAACGUCAAGAACGCCGUAAAAGAGUAGGUAAGAUCUGGUUGUAG